Panthera uncia (snow leopard) is the source of this 3100-nucleotide messenger RNA. RefSeq names its product peroxisomal membrane protein 4 (gene PXMP4). Gene Ontology annotation, cellular component: peroxisomal membrane. Bases 88 to 627 code for a protein of 179 amino acids. The transcript has 4 exons. Lineage: Eukaryota; Metazoa; Chordata; Mammalia; Carnivora; Felidae. The record is from RefSeq and is a predicted model, not a curated record.
GGAGGAGUGCCAACAUCCCGUUCUCCAUGCGAGAUGAGUGGGCCAUUUGAUUGGCUCUUCCCCUAAGAGUGACAGCAGACAGAGCCUAUGGGUGCAAAGGCACGGCUGCUCCGCCCCGCGCUUGCAAGGUGCGCCGACGGACCCUUCCAGUGCUGGUCCUGCUGCUUGCCCUGUCUCGUCGUCCCCAUGGCCGUCCCGCCGCAGCUACGGGCUCUGCUCCUUGCGGUCAACGCACUGUUGCGCAAGCGCCGCUACCACGCUGCGUUGGCCAUGGUUAAGGGCUUCCGGAACGGGGCAGUCUACGGAGUCAAAAUCCGGGCCCCUCACGCGCUGGUCAUGACCUUUCUCUUCCGGAGUGGCAGAUCAACAUGUACCUGCUGUCACGACUCCUGUUUGCCCUGUGCCGCCUGGGCGUGGAGAAGGGCUACAUUCCCGAACCCAGGCUUCCUCCGUCAGACUGUCCUCAUGGGCUGGAUGUCAGCUGAGGGAAGGAUCAGGGCCAGACCACAUCAGCUCUUAUUACUUUCCUUUUUAGGGGGUCUUUUUAGUGUGUGUCAUGAACCGCUUUGGCAUCUGGUGAAGCCUAUGGACUCUUCUCAGAAUGCUGUAUUUAAACCCAUUAAAUAAAAUACAUAGGAGGGACGCCUGGGUGGCUCAAUCAUUUGAGUGUGUGACUUCAGCUCGGGUCAUCAUCUCAUGGUUCCUGGGUUUGAGCCCCGUGUCGGGCUCUGCACUGGCAGCACAGAGCCUGCUUGGGAUUCUUGCUCUCUCCUCUCUCUCUGCCCCUCCCCUGCUCACGCUUUCUGUCUAUAAAUAAAUAAAUAAAUAAAUAAAUAAAUAAAUAAAUAAAUAAAACUUUAAAAAUAAAUAAAAUAAAAUAAAAUACAUAGGGUUAUUGGGGUGCCUUGCUUGCUUAGUCAAUGAAACAUGUGACUUUUGAUCUUGGGGUUGUGAGUUUGAACCCCACAUUGGGUGUGCAGAUUACUUAAAAAUAAAAUCUUGGGGCACCUGGGUGGCUCAGUCGGUUGAGUGUCCGACUUUGGCUCAGGUCAUGAUUUCACAGUUUGUGAGUUCGAGCCCUGCAUCCGACUCACUGCUGUCAGCAUGGAACCUGCCUCAGAUCCUCUCUUCCGCUCUCUCUCUGCCCCUGCCCUGCUUGCUCUCUCUCUCUCUCUCUCUCUCUCUCUCAAAACUAAACAUUAAAAAAAUUAUUUUUAGGGGCACCUGGGUGGCUCAGUCGGUUAAACGUCUGACUUCAGCUCAGGUCAUGAUCUCGCAGUUCGUGGGUUUGAGCCCCACAUCGGGCUCUGUGCUGACAGUUCAGAGCCUGGAGCCUGCUUCACAUUUUGUGUCUUCCUCUCUCUCUACCCCUCUACUACUCAUGCUCUCUCUCUCUCUCUCUCUUUCUCUCUCAAAAAUAAACAUUAAACUUUUUUUAAUCUUUUUAAAUAAAAUCUUAAAAAAUAAUACAAAUAAAAUGCAUAGGAUUACAAAAGACAAGAAUUAUAUUGACUAUAGAGUUAAUUAUCAAAAUAUUUUUUUAAAUUUGUGAUUUAGUAUUAUAUGUUCUUUUUUUAGCACACUAAAUAAAUAGUAGCAGAUCUAAAAGUGUCAUGAUUUCACAGGUGCAUUAGGCAUAAACAGUACCUCCAGAUCUGGCAGCAGCUGUGACAGGGCACUGAUGUAGUUGUGGUUUCUGUUGCUGAUAAAGUUCUGGUGCUGCUAAUUUGCCUCUGGUCUGUUGCCUGCAUGGAGUUGAAGGAGAUGUUACAUUGCAGUCAGAGGCUGGUGAAUUAAUAGAUGUAAUAUUUUUCUCCUGUCCAAGUUCCUGGAACUUGGGUUCAUGGGUCACAGAUUCAGAACUUAUGUUUGAGAGUGAUCUCAGCCUGACCACAUGGCAGCUGUCCUUAACCUAGCCCUGAACAUGGGAAUAAUAAAAAUACUGGCUGAUGUUGUAUGAGUCUCUGCCAGUACCAAGUACCUGGUGACAUUGGACGCUAGGACUCGGCAAUGGAAGAAGCCAGCUCCUGCUCACCGGGGGCUUAGAGUCAAGGGAGGGAAGGCUGCCACAUGAAUACACAAAUAAGAUAAUUUUGGAGAGCAGUGGGUGCUCUGAAGUCAAUAGCACAGGGCAGUGUAAUAGAAUGACGUGGAAAGGGAGAACAAGAGGGUCUGUUUUCCAGGGAAGGUCUCUCUGAGAUCCACGGUGAGGAGAGAGCAGAGAUACAGAGGAAGGGUGUUCCCAGCACAGGAUCUGCAAAGUGUGCAGAGGAGGGAACCAGCUGAAAGCAUUCCAGGGCCUGGCAGGAGGCCCGUGUGGCUGGGACAGAGUGCAGGGUGGGGGUGCGCUGGAGUGCUGGAGUGAGUGUUGGAGAUGGAGGCUGAGAAGCUGGCUGGGCCCAUCAGGCAGGCUUUGUGGGCAGAAUAAGUGGUUUGGGUUUUCUUCUAAGUGUUACGGGCAGCCUCUGGCAAAUUUAGGCAAGGGAGUGAUAUGAUGCGAUUUACAUUUUGGAAAGAUUCUUCUAGCUACAAGUGGAGAAGAGUGUAGGGGGCCAGGUUGGCAGUAAGGAUCCGUAAGGAAGUUACAUCAUGGUCUGGGUGAGAGACCAUGGCAGCCUGGACCAGGGUGGGGCUAUGAGGUGGAGAGGAGUGGACAGAUGUGGGAUAUAAUUUGGAGAGAGACUUUGUGGCCCAGGGCUGGGGGCGGGGGGAGCAAGAGGGGUAUAGUGAAUGACCCCCAUGUUCCUCCUCCUUAGGCCUUGCCCCCCCACCUGAGAAAGGAAAGCCCUGACCUUGCCCCCCCACCCUUGCCUCCUCAGCCCCCUACAGCCCUGGGGCCCCUGGCAUGCGGGCUUCCCAGCUGGCCCCAAUUGUUGUUACUCCCCAGGGAGUCAUGGGAACACACUCCCCCUGCCCCUUUCAGCCCCCUCUUCCCAGACAGGGCCAGGCCCUAACAAUGCCCCCUCAGCCAGCCAGUGGCCUGGACACAAUGCCCCUGAUUCGGUUCAUUGCCAGCUCUAGGAGGCCUGCUGGGUUUCCUGGCCUGUUUGGCAUAUAUAUAACUCUGGCUUCUAGCAGGGAUUUUUUUUUUUUUUUUUUU